CCAGUGUCUCAUGGAGCAGAAACCUCGACUGUCUCGAGACACUCCGCGCAGUCCCGCAUCGCUGAGAGAAGAAGAUGGCUCGUGCACUUUUGCUUCUAUUCGCUGUCGUAGCGGCAGCGUCUGCGCAGUCAAGCACCGACUGUUUGAGUGCUUUGAAAAAGGCACGUUCGCUCAUACCAGCUGGAGACUGCUACUCAAAGAACGCUGUGGAUUAUGAAAAAUUUCUAACAUAUCCGCAGUGCGGGCUUACGGGUAUAUAUCCCGGUACCUACGAUGCUGCCUUCUGUGACCCGUUUCUGAAUGGUUAUUAUAAAUGCGCUGCGUCAAGAAAUGGCCUGGUGACACCUGACGGCAAGUUUGACACUGCUGUUUUCAACUCGAAAGUACUGAGUGGCAGAUGUAACGGAAUUCCAAAAUACCAAACAGCUUACACCAAGUGCCAUGCUGAUACAAUGAAAAAUUUCAACUUCGCGCGGCUCAUUGUGUGCCUCCAAGUCGCUAUGGCGUAGCUCCCCGCAUGGCCAUCAUGGACACGACUCACGACGCUCCUGCUUUUUUGGGAUUUGCAGAUUUCGCCGGAAGUUCAUCGGUGCCUCACAAUUUGGAUAUUUUCUAAACUAGUUCAAAAAAGAACCAAACAAACUGGUCCAAUCUAAUAAACUGUUUCAAACCAGUUUAAUUGGUUGACUUGUUUCAAGUUAUUAUGUUGAAAUUUCGUGGACUUAAUAAAGCAGAUUCAUUGCA
Messenger RNA from Hyalella azteca, 744 nucleotides. RefSeq lists its product as uncharacterized. Bases 75 to 509 code for a protein of 144 amino acids. The record is from RefSeq and is a predicted model, not a curated record. NCBI's taxonomy places the organism in Eukaryota, Metazoa, Arthropoda, Malacostraca, Amphipoda, Hyalellidae. The transcript is spliced from 5 exons.